GUUCCCUUUUUUUUCCUACCCUUUCUUGACAUAGGACAUUCUCCCUUUCCAACCUAACCGAUCCCCUUUUUUUUCCUUCGUCGAACACUAUGUCAUCUUACUCCUCCUACUACUCUUCUUCGUCUUCCAGACAUCAUAAUGACGGAGGCCACUCUUCUUCGUCUUAUGGUGGAAGCAGCAGCCGUGGUUACAGCGGAGGUUACUCUAGCCGUGGUGGCAGCUAUCGCGAUAAUCGUGAUGUCUCUCCUCGUCGAUCCAGCAGACCUAGUUCCGAUCAUCACUCCUCAUCCCGCGAUCGUGGCGAUCGUGGCGGCUACUCAUCCUACGGAUCGUACCGUUCGUCCGGCGACAACUAUGGUGCUUCCACCCGAAGCUAUGGUGGCAGCGGCGCCGCUUACGGUGGUGGCGGAUAUGGUGGCGGUUACGGCGGCGCUCCCGGUGGCGGUGACCGUAUGAGCCAGCUUGGCUCUACCCUGAAGAAUAUCGAUUGGGAUAUGAACGCUUUGCCUCCCUUUGAAAAGAACUUUUAUCAAGAACAUCCCGAUGUUGCUGCGCGAUCCGCCGAAGAAGUGCAACAGAUGAGAGCUGCAGCCAAUAUGACGGUUACAGGCCGUGGCGUUCCCAAGCCUUUGAAGACCUUUGAGGAAGCCAACUUCCCCUCUUAUGUGAUGAAAGAACUUGUCGCUCUUGGAUUCCCUUCGCCUACUCCUAUCCAGUGUCAAGGUUGGCCUAUGGCUUUGAGCGGUCAUGACGUUGUCGGUGUUGCCGAAACUGGUUCCGGAAAAACUCUCGCUUAUACUCUUCCUGCCAUUGUCCACAUCAACGCUCAGCCUUUGUUGAAUCCUGGCGAUGGCCCCAUCGUCUUGAUUUUGGCUCCUACUAGAGAACUCGCCGUUCAGAUUCAAAACGAAUGUACAAAGUUUGGUCACAGCUCUCGAAUCAAGAAUACCUGUUUAUACGGUGGUACCCCUCGUGGUCCUCAAAUUAGAGAUUUGGCUAGAGGUGUUGAAAUUUGCAUUGCUACUCCCGGUCGUUUGAUUGAUAUGCUUGAAGGUGGCAAGACCAAUCUUCGUCGCGUCACCUACCUUGUGCUUGAUGAAGCCGACAGAAUGCUCGAUAUGGGUUUUGAACCUCAGAUUCGCAAGAUCGUCAACCAAAUUCGUCCUGACCGUCAAACCCUCAUGUGGAGUGCUACUUGGCCCAAGUCCGUCCAGCGUUUGGCUGAAUCCUAUUUGAAGGAAUAUAUCCAAGUCACCGUCGGUUCUCUCCAAUUGAGUGCUUCGCACAAUGUCACUCAGAUUGUCGAAGUUUGCGCCGAACAAGAAAAACGUGGAAAGCUGAUUACCCAACUUGAGCGUAUCAUGGAAGAACCCGAAGCUGAAAGAAAGACUAUUAUCUUCACCAGCACGAAGCGUACCGCUGAUGAUAUCACUCGAUUCUUACGACAGGACGGUUUCCCUGCUUUGGCUAUCCACGGUGACAAACAACAAAAGGAACGUGAUUGGGUGCUUAAUCAAUUCCGUACCGGUGGUCAUCCUAUUAUGGUCGCAACCGAUGUGGCUUCUCGUGGUAUUGAUGUCAAGGAUGUCAAAUUUGUUAUCAACUACGAUUUCCCGACAAACAUUGAAGAUUAUGUGCAUCGUGUUGGUCGUACUGGCCGUGGUGGUCGCACAGGUUCAUCCAUCACCUUCUUCACCGCGGAAAAUGCCCGCUCUGCUCGGGAUCUGGUCCAGAUUUUACAAGAGACACAACAACACAUUGAUCCUCGACUGCAGAUGAUGGUCGUUGCCGGUGGGCGCGGUGGAGGUGCAGGUCGUCGUUACGGUGGAGGCGGAUAUCACCGCGGUGGAGGAGGUGGCGGUAUGUACGGUGGCUACCGCGGCGGCGCUCCUCGAUGGUAAAGAAGAAAGGAGAAGUUUUCUCAAAAAGGAAAAUCGGUCAUCUUAUGGUUGGAGAUGUAUUUCAUGGUGUUUUAUCCGCCCUCUCCUAUUUUUUCCGCUCAAUCUGUGUCAUUUAUACAUUUUUCCCCCAUUUCAAUUUCACAUUCUGGUUUUUUCGGCGUUACCUUUCUCCUAUAAUCAUCGUUCAAGACAAAAUGUCUGAAUAGAGAAUAAAUAAAUUUGCUUUCAUGGAUCGCUAACAAUCACAUAUA
This is a messenger RNA of Radiomyces spectabilis, 2152 nucleotides long. Its product is annotated as P-loop containing nucleoside triphosphate hydrolase protein. Lineage: Eukaryota; Fungi; Mucoromycota; Mucoromycetes; Mucorales; Radiomycetaceae. Gene Ontology annotation, molecular function: RNA binding; ATP binding; RNA helicase activity. The record is from RefSeq and is a predicted model, not a curated record. The transcript has 5 exons. Gene Ontology annotation, biological process: rRNA processing. Gene Ontology annotation, cellular component: nucleus; ribonucleoprotein complex; cytoplasm. Bases 90 to 1901 code for a protein of 603 amino acids.